GGAGGAGGGAAAGCGGCGAGUAAGAUGGAAGAUGAGGAGGUCGCUGAAAGCUGGGAGGAGGCGGCCGACAGCGGGGAAAUAGACAGACGGUUGGAAAAAAAACUGAAGAUCACACGAAAGGAGAGGGAAGCUGGGGUUUCUAACUGAGGCCAAUGGAUUCUGGACAAGAGAUGUUUUGCCACAGGGGCCAAACUGUGGUGGUUGUGACUGUGAUGAACACGAGGAGAGAAGUCUCAGACAGGAAAUCCAAAUCUCCUCCCAAAGUGCCCAUUGUGAUUCAGGACGAUAGCCUUCCCACGGGGCCCCCUCCACAGAUCCGCAUCCUCAAGAGGCCCACCAGCAACGGUGUGGUCAGCGGCCCCAACUCCGCCAGCAGGCCGGCCCUCCCGGUCAAGUCCCUGGCGCAGCGGGAGGCGGAGUACGCGGAGGCCCGGAAGCGGAUCCUGGGCAGCGCCAGCCCCGAGGAGGAGCAGGAGAAGCCCAUCCUCGACCGGCCAACCCGGAUCUCCCAGCCGGAAGACAGCCGGCAGCCCAACAAUGUGAUCAGACAGCCUCUGGGUCCUGAUGGGUCCCAAGGCUUCAAACAGCGCAGAUAAACGCGGGCUGCCGAGGAUGCCGCCACCCACCCCGGGCCGCACUGCCGGGGCAGACCGCUGGACUUGAGCAGAGGGAGCGACCGACUGACUUGCACUGUGAUCCCCUUUGCUCCGCCCACUGUGACCUUGACCCCCAUGCACUGUGACCUCCCUUCCCCUUCUUCCCACGGCGAUUGGCGUGUCUGCAAGGGCUGUCCCCAGUCAAUGGAAAGGGAAAGGGUGGGGGUUAGAGGAGGGUUGGGGCCCCCCCCAGGGACUCAGAGUAGAGAGUCAGGCUGUGCCCCUUGGCCACUUGGGGCGAAGCCAGUGCCAGCAAUAGCAGUUUAUCAUGCUCGUUAAUUUGGGAUAACAGAGCGCAGAGAAGAACUCCCGUCCACCACCCUCCAGUGCGUGUCUUCAUCACUUAAAAGCGAGUUUCAUGGGAAAA
Molecule: messenger RNA, 1023 nt
Organism: Budorcas taxicolor (takin)
Lineage: Eukaryota; Metazoa; Chordata; Mammalia; Artiodactyla; Bovidae
Gene: SZRD1
Product: SUZ RNA binding domain containing 1
Exons: 5
Coding region: 153-596 (147 amino acids)
Source: RefSeq, a predicted model, not a curated record